This is a messenger RNA of Ooceraea biroi (clonal raider ant), 3726 nucleotides long. RefSeq lists its product as uncharacterized. Gene Ontology annotation, biological process: lipid metabolic process. The record is from RefSeq and is a predicted model, not a curated record. Gene Ontology annotation, molecular function: heme binding. Lineage: Eukaryota; Metazoa; Arthropoda; Insecta; Hymenoptera; Formicidae.
AGGUAGCCGACAGGCAGGUUUGCCGACCGGAUCUCCAGCGGUACCGUACGGUGUGUACGCCGGGAAAAGUCAGCGCGGUUCUCCGGCCAGGCCCGCGCCGCCACGCCGACGAAUUCCCAGUUUGUCGCGCUUAACCGGUGCGCGUGGUCUGACCUGUCGCGUCGCUCUCUCCUGAGGAGAAGAGGCUCAAGUCGAGGCGCGGUGUGAUCCAGGAUCCCACGUAGAUCAAGUGCGAGUAAUUGUACAACGUUGACAACCGGCUUGUGUUCGCCAAGUGAACUCUUUCGAGAUCAUCAGAUCGCGCGCACAGUGCUAUCAUCGGAGACGAUCAUGUGUCGGGCGUCGUCGAUCGUCACCGCGAUCGUGCUCCUGAUCGUCCUGCUGGACGACAAGGCGGUCGGCAAGAUGCGUGUUGUCUAUCGGUGGAAGCAGAUUGACUACGACUGGCGGAGCAAUGACACCAAGAGGCUUUUCCCAGACUAUAAGCAGGAGGACAACCUGCCGUUGGGCCUGGAAGUGGCUGGAGAUCGGCUCUUCAUCACGGUGCCGAGAUGGAGACAGGGAGUCGCCGCUAGUCUCAAUUACAUCUGGCUCAAUGACACACGCGAAUCGCCACCAUUGAUCCCUUAUCCAUCCUGGGAGGCGCACCAAUACGGCGCAGCCGGCGUGCCGGAAAUCGUAUCGACCUUCCGCGUGCGUGCCGAUCGUUGCAAUCGUCUCUGGGUCCUGGACACCGGUCUAACGGACAUCUUGGGCAAUCCCGAGCAGCAAGCACCUCCGGCGCUGAUCAUCUACGAUCUGACGAGCGAUCGGGUGCUGCGCAAAUAUGUAAUACCAUCUGAUCAGCGUACUGCUGAUUCCUUGUUCGCCAACAUCGCCGUCGAGGACUACUCAUGCGAGGAUUCCUACGCUUACUUGGGUGACCUGGGUGGUCCGGGUUUGGUCGUGUAUUCCUGGAGCCUUCAUAAGUCCUGGCUCGUGAAGCAUCACUCUUUUCACCCGGAUCCGAUGGGCGGGGAAUUCAAAGUGUCAGGAAUAUCAUUCCAAUGGAACGACGGUUUGUUCGGGAUGGCUCUGGCACCAACCGGAGAUGGUUACAGCACCAUGUACUACCACGCGCUCUCCAGUGGCAUGGAAUUCGCUGUCAACACGAGAUUGCUGCGCGAUCCUCAGCGCGCCAGUGCUGCAGAAACGUCCCCUGAAUUCCAAACGCUGGGCUCUCGCGGACCCAACGGCCAAAGCAGCGUUAGCUUCCUGGACCCGAAGACUGGCGUUCUCUUCUACGCACUCACCAAUCUGAAUGCGAUCGCCUGUUGGAGGCCGCAGAGCAAAUUCACCAUGCAGCAGCAGAGCUACGUGUACCAGGACAACGUCACCAUGAUCUUCCCCAAUGAUCUCAAGAUCGACCGAAACGGCUACUUAUGGGUUCUCACGGACAGACUACCCGUCUUCAUGUACUCGCACCUGGAUCUGCAGGACUAUAACUUUAGGGUACUCACGGGAGCAGCCGCAGAUCUCAUCAUGGGUACGGCCUGCGCGACGACGUCAUCCCCUCCUUUCACGACAAGGACAAUGCACGAUCACAUGGAUCACAUGGAUCAUAUGGAUCACAUGGAUCACAUGAAUCACAUAGAUCAUAGCACGACGCCGAGGGUCAGCAACAGACUCAACUCCGCUGGCUCCAAAAUGAGUCCCGAGUCCAUCUUCAUGACGAUGACGCUGCUGACGCGCCUCAUCGAAGCCCUCGUUGAAUUUUUAUAUAAGAGGAUAGCAUGGAAAUCUUCCAGACAUUCUUCAGACAGAGUCGAGGAACAUGGACAGAGUCGAAGAAGACAUGGAAAGAUGGAUCAGCAAGAGCAGCUAUUUCUAUUCUUUCCAACGGUUACUUGUUUAAUCGAGAUCAUGGAGAACGCACGUUCGCGAGACAUAGAUACGAGAGGAUUGAUCGAACAUGUCGUCAGCGCGAUACGUUCCGAAGUCAGGAACACUUUUGUCAUGUCGAAAACCAGCACGAUACCCGGCUUGGCCUAUCUGCCGACGAGGGAAAUUCCGACAAAAACCGCCGCGAGUUUUCUAGAGGGCAGACGACAAAUCGACGGUGCAGAGGGACUGUGGAGGGUCGAAAGCAAACUUUACAACUUGGAAACGUUCAUGAAGACGCAUCCGGGUGGCAUGGAAUGGAUUCAGCUCACGAAAGGAACCGACAUCACCGAAUUGUUCGAAAGUCAUCACAUCACCGACAAGGCCAAGCAGCUGCUGCCCAAGUUCUACGUUCGCGACGCGGUGAGUCCGCGUUCAGUGCCUCUGACCUUCUUACCGGAUGGCUUUUAUUGCACAUUCAAGAAACGCGCGCUGGAGGCCUUGAAGAACGUCGAUUUCCAUCGGCCGUCCACCACAACGAAUCUGAUCAUCGAUUCCUUGAUGAUCAUGACUUUCGCGCUGAGUCUCAUGGCUGCGACAGUUAAUUCCUACGCUUUGAUAGUUCUCGCCAGCGUUUUUCUGGCAUUGACGACGAUCGCGGCACACAAUUAUUUCCACAUGAGGGACAACUUCCGCAUGUACUACUUCGAUCUCAGCACAAUGUCCUCGAAGAACUGGCGCAUCACACACGUAAUGAGCCACCACAUGUACACCAACACUCUCUGGGAUUAUGAGAUAUAUGUGGUUGAACCGUUUCUGCAGUGGAUUCCCCGCGAAAAUAAAUCCUACUUGACAGGAUUAAUAAGUAAAAUCAUCAGCCCCAUUGUCUGGAUGUUGCUAUUCAUCGAUCAAGUCAUAAAACGAUACUACUCGGUAUAUAAAGAGUAUCGAGUUUUCGAGUUCCGUGACGUCAUACCGAUUCUGCUACCUUUGGUAAUGAGUCUGGUAGCACCUAAGAUCACCGUCGCCUUGAAGCUGUGGCUGAUAAUGUUGUUAAUCAGCAGCACUGUGUUCGCUACAAUCGGCUUCAAUGCCGCUCAUCAUCAUCCCGAUAUUUUCCACGAUGGCGAUAUCCCCAGGGAGGAUUUGGAUUGGGGCCUGCUUGAGCUGGACUCGGUACGCGAUCGCGAGGUGAUCGACGACUCGCUCUUCUUGGCGCUCACAACCUUCGGCUCCCACACGCUGCAUCAUCUGCUACCCACCGUGGAUCAUCACUAUUUGCAUUUAUGUCUGCCCGCUUUUCUGCAAACGUGCAAGGAGUUCCGUCUCAGCCCAGAAAAGUGGACGCAGUGGGAACUCUUCAAGGGGCAGUUCCAACAACUCUCGCGUAACAAACCGAAGAAGAAUCACAGAUAGCUCCGUCCAAGUAUAAUAGUUGCGUCCGAUUCCCGAUAGUUUAAAACAUGUUAAGUUUUGUAACUUUUUAGAAAAUAUGUCUCGUUAGAACUGUGAUAAGUGUAAGUGAAGCAAUAAUGUUUCAGACACUCUUAUUAAUUAUAUUACUUAAUUAGUCGAUAUAUAGAUUCCCCAAGGAGAGAGUACAUUAAACGUUAAAUGAGAAUUAAGCUGAAAUCGAGUGCGAAUGUAUAUAUAUAAGAUAUGUAACGAGAGAAGAUAAAUCGUCGAGAAUGCUUCUUGUUUUUAUUGCUUGAGAGACAGAGAAACUUGCGAAGAUAUGUAUGCUUGGAUCAUCAAGGAACUCAUCUCCGGAUCAGCUACGUGUAUCUUGAUCAUAUUGUUUUACGUUGCAAAAUGAGAUACAAUAGACGUUGCAAAAUAGAUAAAAUAGACGAUUGCGAAAUUGCA